Molecule: messenger RNA, 6373 nt
Organism: Dromaius novaehollandiae (emu)
Lineage: Eukaryota; Metazoa; Chordata; Aves; Casuariiformes; Dromaiidae
Gene: SLF2
Product: SMC5-SMC6 complex localization factor 2
Exons: 20
Coding region: 164-3853 (1229 amino acids)
Biological process (GO): protein localization to site of double-strand break; positive regulation of double-strand break repair; DNA damage response
Cellular component (GO): nucleus; site of double-strand break
Source: RefSeq, a predicted model, not a curated record
CCAAUCGGCGACGGAGGUGGGAAGCACCGCCCCCCGCCUGCCGCCCGCAGCCCCCGGAGGCGAGAGUCGCGGUGCCGGCGCCUCUUGCCAUGGGGGCGGGAGCGGGACCGGGCGGCCUCCCCGUUUUCUUCCGCCUCGUGGGGCCUGUUGGGCACUGCCAGUCAUGACCCGGCCGCUGGGCGCGGGCUCGCCGUCGCCGUGCCCGCCCGUCACCACGUCCCGACGCCAUUUUAGGCCGGCGGCCGCGGGCAGAGAGACCGCCCGAGACUGCAGAAACCAGUGCAUUACAGAGUUCUUCAAACCAGUUUUAAAACAAGACCUUGGCCAUAAAGACAGAACUGCGUUGUGUUCACCAGACAGAGGAAAUGUGAAAGAUGGAGGAAUCGGAUUGUCGGCUUUAUGUGCUGAACGAUUUGAAAAGAAAGUAUCCUCUCCAAAGCAAGUUAGAAGAAAAAAGAUGCCAGUCCAAACACCAAACACAAGUCCUGGGCUAGAUGCCUUUCGAAGAGGAGUUAAGGGAAAAAAGGACAAUGGGAACCUGUUGGAGAACAGCAGAGCAUGCAGGGCAUUGAGUUCAGGAUACCCUAAGGUUGUGAUUCAAAAACUCCUCAUAACUGCAGGGUCUCCCAGCUGUUUGUUGGCCAAAAAAGAUAAAAUUGUCAGGCAAGAACAGGGAAGAAAUGAGAAGUGUCCGGGUGUAACAAGGACACCGUUGUCUUGUGGAAAUAGUUGGGAACAGAAGACUGACUGUGUGGAUCUAGAAGAGACCAGUUCAGACUCUGACAAAUGGGUUUCACCAUUAGAAGCUGAUAGUCGAAAAACUUCUGCUAGAAAUAAUGGCAAUGUGAGCAGCACAUCUCUGUGCCAAAACCCAGGGCAUUCCGUGAAAUUGCCGUGUGCUCCAAGUGACUCUCAAUUUAGGUUAUCGUUGGAAGCUCUCUGCAGAGAAAGAAAGCAGAAGAAACGUAGAAUGAAACAAUCUAAGCCACAUCCAGUAAAGCCAUUCUCAGGAACAAGUUUAUCGCAUCAGGGAAAUGGAUGUCCCUUGAGAAAAAGAUCACAUUCUGCUUCUUGGGAGACUGCCUCAGGUAGAAGCAGUGCCGAUAAUAUGGAAUUAAUUAAUCAAUCAGAUGAUCCAUCUCAGUCAAAGAAUGUUUCAAAACCUGAGGCAUCAUCUUCAAAUCUACUGAGACCAUCAUCUGAAAAAGCCACUGUUACGUGGAAAAGCCAGUCUUUUCCAUUGCUCUGCCUUAGUUCUAAGACAUCUUCUAGGCCAUCCAAACAAAAAGACUUUCCUGGAAAAAGAAAACGCACUGCCGUGAAUUUGGAUGCAAACAGUUCAAAUCAGUCUGUGGUAGCAAGUUUGAAUGACCCUCUUUUUAGUAGAUCAUCUGAACAGGGCAGAAAUAGGAAGUCUGACUUUGUAAAAAACAGCCUCUUAAAGUCUCCGUGUAAUGGUGUUGGGCAGCUAAUGGAGGCUGCUGCUCUACCCAGACACGAUUCUGCUCUUUCAGAGGAAUAUCUUGACUCAAGCCAUGAAAAUGAGAAAAAUAAUUCCUCCUCUGUAGGUUUAUCAUCUUCAUAUUCUGCACACAGUCCUAAUAAAAAUAACCAUGUUUCUGUUGUGAAUACCAAAGAUCAUCAAUUGCAGGUGACCCACUCACGGUUUUUCUUGGAAAAGUCCCUUUCUCUUUCUCAGGAAAAAGCUACUGUGUUGCCUUCUCUCCACCACUUAACUCAAACAAACACUGUAUUCACAAAAGACGUGAAAGCUCAUCUUCAAAAUGCUGACUUAUCUCAGGUAUCGGAUGCUACAAAACAGCAAAAUGGAAAAAGACCAGAAAGACCUGCACUUUGUGAAGCUGACAGUACUGAACUUGGCAACAGUUUACCAAAACCAAAAGGAAAAACAUUAGAAAAGACUUCCAAUUUGCAUUCAGUAGAAGGUCCUGGGAAACUUGCUCUCUCAGAAGGGACUGGUAAAAUUGUUCCCUGUUCAUUAACUUUUAAAGAAGGGUGUGUAGAAAGUGGCCAAAUGUCUUCACAGCUCUCAGGAGAGUUGAAAGUUGAAAACGCCUGUGUAGAGACAUCUAAGCUGAACAGCAAAUCAAAGAGUAGUAUUGAUAGUGAAGAUGAGAGUUUGGAAUGUGAUCUAGAUGAUGACGAUGAUGAAGAAAUAUUCUUGCCAUUACAAGCAAUUCUGUCUUCAAGUCCCCAGCCACAGAUGGAAACCCUGGAAGGAGACUGUCUUGAGAAUCUUUCGCAGGACACCAUGAGUCCAUCACUGAAGCUUCCUCUUUCUAAGCCCCCCGUUGUUAGCCAGGUGUCAUACGUGAACAGCUUAGAGCAUCUCUUGAAGGAGAAAGAAGAAUCUAAAAGGGUAGAUGAACUAGAAAAGCAGUUACAGGAAGACAUACAGGGAAGAGAAACAAAUUCUUCAGAUGGAGAAGAUGAGGAGGAUGCCAAUGCUGAUGGAGAUCUCUCAGAAGAACACAGGGCAUUUAUACAGAGAUUUUCAAUAACAGCUCAUGCCAUACCCGACUACCACCCUGGAGAAGAUAUAUUUGACUUAGCAAAAUCUGGAAAAAUCUUCAGUCAGCACAACCUUGACUUGAGGAAUUUUUAUUUCGUACCUCAAAAUCCUAUAGAAAAACUCCUUCUUAGUUCUGGUGCAACACAGCAGCUCUCUUUAGCUAUUCAUGGCUUUCUAAGUUCUGCUUACAGUUGUAUCUUGUGUCCCAUACCAAUUCUAAAGUGGCUUUUCCAGAUGAUGUCUGUUCAUCCUGACUAUUGUGUUUCCACACAGAUAUUAGACAAAUUGAUGGAAAUAACACUAAAAAAUGCUUCCAUCAGUGAUGAACAGUCUAAACCAUGGAUUCCUUCACUAGCUGAUGUGUCAGCUGUUUUUGUCAAUAUGGGUGUUGCGUUUAGAUCUCUCUUUCCAUUGCAGCAUCUUCAGCCCAACUUUAACGAGUGUGAUAUUUUAAGUCACAUGCAAGAAACAGCGGGUAAAAAACAGCUAAGAGGAGAUCUCAUCACUGCUAGUCCAGCCUUCUCCACUCUACCAGAAACCAAUCUAAUUAAUGUGAUCAAGUUUCUAGGCUUUUGUACAACAGUGUAUCAAGGUGGAUAUACUGAUCAAGAAAUACUGCUGCUGCUUCUAUCGCUAUUUAAAAUAAGCUUGGAGAAACAAUUAAAGCAAAUUCCUUUGAUAGAUUUUCAGUGCCUUUUCAUAAAGCUUCUGAAAAGUAUAAAAGCCUGGGAUACAAAGAUGCCUGAGCUCUGCCUGGCAGUGAGUGAACUCUCUAGUCAGCACCAUAACCUCCUGUGGCUGGUUCAGCUGGUCCCUAGCUGGAUAAUACGUGGAAGGCAAGUAAGAAGACGACUUAGCCUAGUGAUAAUUUCAAAGCUUCUUAAUAAAAAACAUAUAAGAAUACCCGAUACCAGUGACGAGCAGAUGGCUCUUCUGCGUCAGUAUCUGGUGUACAUGAAACCUUCUAGUCUACUAAAGAGGACAAGAGAAAGAUUAGAGCAGCAGAAUGAUGUCAAUGGAGAGCACCUUCAUACAGAACUAGAACAGCAGACAUACUACCUGGUCUACAUCCUCCUUCAUCUGGUCAGUGAAGCUAGUUUCUUUGAUGUUGUAAAUUCUAAUCAAAGGCAACACUUACUGAAGCUUUGUGGUGCCUUAGAUAAGCACAUAAAAUGUGAUAUUAGGGAAGAUGCAAGGCUGUUUUAUCGAUCUAAGGUGAAAGACUUGGUUGCUAGGAUAUAUGGCAAAUGGCAAGAUAUGAUACAAAACACUCGGCCUACUCAGGGAAAACUGCAUGAUUUCUGGGAGCCAGAUUUGUGAAACCUUGCCUAGUUCAGGGAAAAUAGCAGAGAAAUUGAACAAGGAUCUUUUCUGAAGCCAAGGAAGAUGUAGAAUGAAUGGAGCUACGCCUUGGUUGGAACAGAGGAAAUCAGAUACCUGAAUUAAAACAUCCCUUUCUAUAGCCCUGACUGAAUGAAUUAGUCAAUAAUUUUAUCACAUUGAAAGCUGAGGGAAGUUUUCUCAUUUGGUUUCUAUUGGCAAUCACCAGUACAUAAGGUCUUCAAAAAUGUCUUGUUUUCUUGCCUAUAUGCACCUGUAAGUAUUGGUUCAGCAUGACUAGGAAAGAACUGCCGUAUAAAAUGAAACAUGAUUUCUGAAACAGUAUUAGGUCUCUCCUGUUGCGAGCAGGUGAGGAAAUAGUUCAGAAUUGGGCUGAAUAAUGGAGUUACCUGCACAUGUUCAUCUACAAAGCAGAACUGGCAUGACCAUACAGCAUCUCUAAACACUGCAAAACACAGCAGUUGUGUGUGAGCAAGUGACUGCUCUCUUCUUUGCUUGCGGGUGGAAGCAGAGCUGAACAGUGCCUGUGCCCCAACAGGUAGUUAAUUGGAUGAUGCUUUGCUCCAUGGCUGUGGUUUAUCAGGUAAUGGAACAGAAUUUUUCAUUACAGCGAUGCAUUCAUUUUAACUUUCGCAUCUUCAGGCAUUGGUUUGUUUUUAUUCAAUCCAAUGCAGAUUUGUGAAGAUGAGCAUUUGGCCUGUAUAUGUAAAAAUAACUGUGAAAGCCAUAUGAGGUCUGAAAUCCUUUAUGCCAAGUGUUGUCACAUAUACGAUGUGUGCUCAAAGCUCCCAGAGCUGUUUGUGGAAUGAUCAAAGGAAAACGUGGACUCUUUGUGCUUUCUGUGCAAAUGCCAUCAUUUAAAUCUUACACUGUUUUGUCUGUAGGAUGUGUGUAUAUAUGAACAAUAAGUUAAGGUAUUGGAUAGAAGCACCAACUGGGAUUCCCUUAAAAAGUGAGAUUUUUAAUAAUAGCUACAUGUGCAUUUUAUAAUACUGUUUCCUUUUAAUUUUUGUAGAUUACUCUGUCUUGUUUUGUAUGAUAGACUUACUACAACUUUUCAAAAUGAAAAGGUAAAAUAAGGUUCAAAUAAAAAAAAAAAACACCAAAUCUAAAUAUGUACAUUAUAUAUAAAGGAACUGCUAUAGAAUAGACACAGGGAAGGUAUUUUAUUUCCAAACUUACAUUAAAUGUUUUGUCUUUCAUUUCAAGUGUUAGUGAAUUAGCCUAAAACCGCAGCAUCUCUGUACCCUUCACAGGAUAAUCAGCUUAUCUUUGUUAGAACAAGACUUAUGCUGAUGGCAAUAUUCAGGAAGAAGGACAACCCCCCCCUUUUUUUUUUUAUCUCAACAUGUCAUUUAAGAAUUGGAAGAAUCUACCUCAGAGGGUAUCUUUAGCCAUAGAACUGCUUUAGGCUUAAAAAAAAAAAAAUAUAUAUUACUUGGUGUUGUAUAGCGAUGGCAAUGCCAUCCUCUGCUCUGUCUGUCUUUGAUAAUGUAUCAGCCUCCUCCCUGGUAGCAGUUGGUUACUGUGUGAAUAUAUUGUAUGAAAUUUUAUUAAUGUUUAUAUUCUUCUCACUAACAUUGUAUAAAGUUUAAAACAGUACAGAAUGUUUACUGUAUCUAAUGUAUAUGUAUUUUCUUACUAUGUAAAGCUGAAGUUACUGUCCUGUACAUUUUGGGGAAGGAAAGGGGUGGGGUUUAGAUGAACAGCUUUUGUAUUGCAGUUCAAAGCACACUGAAACUGCUGUUUUCUUUCCAAACUAAAUCACCACUUUGACAUUUUUUUAUUUAAUAGACCAAUGAAAAAAAAAUAGACAUGCUUUUCUAAUUAAAUGUCUCUGCAUAAAAUGGGCAUGCAUCAGCUUCUAGUUCACAAAAAAUGGCUGCAGGUCCUGUUUCAGUCAUACUGUGGUCAUUGUAGUUCUUAGGUUCGCAGCUCUUUAGCUUACUAUAAAUGGAGAAAAAGUCUUGAAGUAAUUCCUAGCUCAGACAGUUCUAUGUUUUCCUGCUUAAUGCCUCUGUAUAUAUUCUGGCAUUUUCCCUCUCUCUCCUGCUCCCAGUUGCUCUGAACUCUCUUCCAUCCAUUUUGUAGCUGACUAGUAAUUCCCAGGUGUUGAAGUCUGGAUCCUGAUUCCACUGGAGCCCAUCAGUAUCUUUACAGAGAUGAUCCCAAAGCGUUGCUGCAAAGUCUUGCAAGGGACUGCUGAGCUGAGUACUGCUUCAGGAUUCCUGGAAAUGAAAUAGCAAACUUGUUGCUGUUGUGUUUUGCUGGCUCAUUUACUGGCUCCCAGCCAGAAGUUACAUGUAUUGAAAAGGCUGAUUGCACAGUAAAUGUCUUAACUACUUUGGUUGUCUUCAGAUAAGCAUUUUGCACUGAGGUUUAUCUUUUUGAUAUUAUGCUAGCUGUAUUAAGAGCCAUGUUAUCUCAUUUCAUGUGCAAUUAGGUGCACUUUAUUGCAGUAAUCACAGUCCAGAAAUUAAAGGCUAACUAUAAAAUAUA